Molecule: messenger RNA, 8551 nt
Organism: Triticum aestivum (bread wheat)
Lineage: Eukaryota; Viridiplantae; Streptophyta; Magnoliopsida; Poales; Poaceae
Product: ATP-dependent DNA helicase pif1
Exons: 3
Coding region: 4445-5647 (400 amino acids)
Biological process (GO): DNA repair; telomere maintenance
Molecular function (GO): DNA helicase activity
Source: RefSeq, a predicted model, not a curated record
ACGAUCGCUACCUUGCGUGCUAUCUGCUCCUUGUAUAUACAGCCGACGCUCUUGUCCUCUGUUCGUCCUUCCGCCACGCUCCAGCCGUCGUCUCUCGUUCUCUGUUCCUCGUUCCGCGUCAACUCCACCCGCCGCUGCCGUUGCUCCCGUCGCUCGCCAUCAAUCGCCAUCGCCAUCGCUUUGCUUGUUGCUUGCUUGCCGCGUCGCCGCUGUACUUCCUGAUGGCUCCUCUCGCUGCUGCUAUUGCGUUUGGUUAGGGGUGCCUGUGGCUGCUUUGUCGUGCGUCCGUGCGGCUGUUUGUUCCUUCUUUCCGAGGAAUUGGCGUGAUCAGUUGAUAAUCAAGUUUACCUUGUUAUUUGAUCUGCUGGGCAUAUCGACUCUGCGGUAAGGUACGGUUGCCACUCGUUUUAUCUGGGUUGAGUUACUUGCAUUUCGAUUGUGUGUGCUUACUCGCACUUAUUUUUCUUCCACCGGCUGUGAUAUUUAUACGCAUACAAAAACAGGGAAUUUGAAUUCCACUGAUCCUGAUUUCGAUCGUGCUGCUGCACGUAGUCGAACUGUUUCUCGACACCGUAACAGAGUGGCAGCACGCCUUGCCCUGUUCCAAAGUGCGCUACGGUUUGACAUGAUCAUAGGUUAUUCUUCUCCUUAGGGUAUUACGUUCUCUGCGAUGUGAACUUAUGUGCAAAUCACUUGUUUAGGCGCCUUGAAUUAUGUACCCGGAUCAUCAUCCUCUGGUGCUAAUGGUGCAUUUAUGGGUACGGAUCAUCAACAUUCUAAUUCAAGACUAUUAUGGUAGUGCCCUUUUAACAUAUAUUACGCCAUAGGAGGUGGUUUCUUUCCGGUUGUCUCAGAUACAUACAGCCAGUUAAGGCGCCAUCAACGAAUGCAAAAGAGAAAAAUGCGUAUCUGGCGUCGAUCAGGUCUGCCCUGCUUGUGUCGCCUUGUGAUCAACUGUAAAAGAACACCUAGGUCAUUAUCAAACUAUGCUAAAUUAGUUAUUUCGUUUGUUUGAAGGUUACCCCUACCAGACUACAUCUACCACAUGCUCUCUGUUUUCUUCUGAUUACACAGAGUUUUAAAAAGGUAUUUUUGUAGUCAAGGUCAUAUAGCUUAGACACUUUCUGAAAACAUCUAAUGCAUUCUCUCUACAGCAUCGUAUAAAAAGAGGUCAUAUCUGGGAGCGCCCGAGUACACAUGCCAGUUCUGUGGCGCUGUGUUUUGGUUCCGCGAGAGAUGUAAAAAAGAAACGUGUGUGCCUGAGCUCCGUAUCAUAUAUAACCUAUGCUGCAAGGGCGGUAAAGUGUCAAUGCCUGCUUUCAAAAACCCACCACCUUUUCUGUCAGAACUACUUAGGUUUGAUGGUGAUUCAUGUUCUAAGCAAUUCUUGGAUAAAAUCAGACAAUACAAUUCCCUUUUUGCUUUCACCUCCAUGGGAGCAGAUAUUGAUAGACAUAUUAAUGAAGGUGGUGGUCCAUAUGUAUUUAAAAUUCAUGGUCAGGUAUAUCACCGUAUUGGAUCACUUCUGCCAAAUAGAGGUGCAACUCCAAAAUUUGCCGAGCUGUAUAUUCAUGACACACAAAAUGAGGUCUCAAAUCGAAUUAAUGCCGUGAUGAACGAAGAUAGUGAAAAAGAUUGUGGUAUUGACAGAGACAUAGCUGAUGGUUUGAUGAAGAUGCUUGAUGAGUUUAAUCCUCUUGUACAAACAUUUAGAAUGGCUAGAGAUCGACUUCAAAACCAAGGCGAGGAAAGAAUUGCUAUUAGAAUAGUUGGUGCGGAAAAAAAAUGACUCAGUGCAAUAUAACCUCCCUACGUGCAAUGAACUUGCUGGACUAAUUAUUGGUGAUUUUGGUGUGGAAAAUUAUAAACGUGAUGUUAUUGUUGAUAGUAUGGAAAAAGGACUACACCAUGUGUCUAGCCUCCAUCCUGCUUUCAUGCCGUUGCAGUACCCUUUAUUAUUCCCGUAUGGUCGACGAGGAUUUCAGCUCGGCAUACCUCACAGAGACAUAGACUUAUCACAUUCUAUAGAUAUCACAAGUGACCUCCCAGUUCCUGAGGGUAGAAGUCGUGUGUCGAUGGUAGAGUAUUACUGCUACUGCUGUCAUUAUAAAAAAAAAUCAAUUCAAUCCGUUUCUUUGCUGCGAAAGAUUAUCUUCACAGUCCCAGGUUGACAGUUUUGCAAGUGUUGAAGAAGGCAGGCUAACAUACAUAGCAGAGCACCAAGACGACUUUAGAUGCGAACAUUUCCAAGGUGUUGCUGACGCUGUUGGAUAGGGUCAUCUUGACGGUAGCAGUAUAGGUAAAAAAAGAAUUGUCCCUACGGCCUUCACGGGUGGAGAUCGCUAUGGGCAACAAAAUUUCCAAGAUGGUGUUGCAAUAUGCCGUGUUUUUGGUCCACCUCAUUUAUUUGUCACCUUCACGUGUAACCCAAAGUGGGCUGAGAUCAAAGAUGCCCUUGUAUUUGAGCCUGGACAAAAAAGCACAGAUCGUUCUGAUCUUGUGGUUCGAGUCUUCAAGCUCAAGAUGGAGCAGUUCAUGAAAGGAAUCAUGAAGGGUCGAACAUUUGGUCCUGUAUGCGCGGGUAGCUAUUCUCGCCACAAUUCAGUCAUGAACAACCCCAUAGCUCUAGAGUGGUUGCACUAACACUUACGUUUAAUUUGCAUAGUAUUAUACAAUGUGGAGUUUCAGAAGUGCGGUCUGCCGCACAUACACGUCCUCGUCUGGCUUCAGGGUAGGACGGGCGCAGGUGUAACCGACCUUGUUGACAUGUACAUCUCAGCUGAGAUUCCCGAUCCAGGAGUGGAUCCUCUUGGUUAUGCGUUAGUCGAAGAGUUUAUGAUGCACGGCCCCUGUGGUGUAGCUAAUAAAAACCGCCCUUGCUUGAAAGAUAAGGUGUGCACAAUUUUUUUUUCCAAAAGACUUCCAGAGUGAAACCACUGUUGACGAUAAGGGCUUUGUCAUGUAUAGACGUCGUGAUUCUGGUAUAAAAAUAAAUAAGAAGGGCACUGAACUUGAUAACAGACAUGUUGUUCCGUAUUGUAUGAAACUGUUAAAGAAAUUCCAAGCUCACAUCAAUGUAGAGUGGUGCAAUAAAAGUGAGGUCUUAAAGUAUCUUUUCAAAUACGUGACCAAAGGAACAGAUCGUUCAAACGUUGUUUUCACAAAAUACAAAAAGAGGAAACAUGGUGCUGCUGAUGAUGCUAAUGACGUGCCAGAAAGUUCUUCUGCCACAAAACGUACAAAGGUUGAGCUGAGGGGAAAAUUAGGUGCUAAAAAAUAUGAAAUAGAUGAAAUAGCUAAUUUCCUGAAAGCUCGAUAUCUUUCUGACAAAGAAUCUCUUUGGCGAAUGUAUGGUUACGAUAUACACCACCAUUACCCUGCUGUUGAACGUCUUGCCUGUCAUCUUCCAAACAUGAACAAUGUUAUCUUUAAAUCGACCACCAACUUACCAUCAUUAGUUUCUACACCUUUCCUUUAACGAACAUCCCUCACUGCGUGGUUCGAAGCAAAUACACAGUUUCCACAGGCUAGAUGUUUGACAUAUUGUGAGUAUCCACGACAUUUUGUUUGGAUUUCAGAACGCCGUAAGUGGGAUGAAAGACGAAAUGGUACAAAGAUAGGCCGCAUGUACCACGUACCUCCAAAUGUCGGUGACUGUUAUUACCUACGAAUGCUUCUUAUGUAUGUGAAAGCAGCUGAGUCGUACGAAGAUGUGAGAACCUUUGAAGGUAUUGUAUAUGACACAUUUAAAGAAGCGUGUUCUGCAAGAGGUUUGUUAGGUGAUGAUCAAGAGUGGAUAAAAGCUUUUGAUGAAGCUGUUCGCUGGGGUAUGGGCCGACAGAUUCACUCACUUUUCGUUAUGAUGUUUAUCUACUGUGGUAUAGGUGACGAGCGUGCUUUUUUUGAAAAAUAUUGGCAAGCUAUGGGCGAUGAUAUAGUAUACAACUUGCGACGCAAUUUAAAUAAUAAGUCAUACAAUGUGCCCGAUGACUCUUUAAAACACAUGGUUCUACAAGAACUGCAUGAAUUGUUCCUAAAAAAUGGUCAUAGCCCAUCGAAUUACAACUUGCCUCCUCUUGUUGACAGCAGUUCAGAUGCAUUUGAAAAUUGACUGGUUGAUGAAGAACUAUCAUAUAAUGUACCGGAGCUAUUGGUUCAAAGCCCAAUCCUAUAUGAACGGCUAAAUACUGACCGACGCAUUGCAUACCAUCGUAUUGUCGAUAGUGUCACCACUGGCCCAGCAGCGCUGUACUUUGUGUCUGGCUAUGGUGGAACCGGCAAAACCUUCCUAUGGACUUCUAUUACCACAUACCUAUGAUCAAAACGUUUGGUUGUUCUUACAGUUGCAUCUUCCGGUGUUGCAUCAUUGCUUCUUCCUGGUGGAAGAACAACACAUUCACGAUUUAAAAUACCCAUUGACAUAGAUGAAAUCACCAUUUGUGAUAUGAAACGUGGUACAAUGCUUGCGCGAUUGAUCAAAUCAGCUGCGCUUAUAAUAUGGGACGAAGCUCUAAUGAGCCAUCGGCGUUGCUUUGAAGCAGUUGAUAGAUCUAUGCGUGAUGUGCUUUCUGAAGAUAACCAGGAAUUAGCUUUGCUUCCUUUCGGAGGCAAGGUAAUGGUGUUGGGUGGUGACCUUAGGCAAAUAUUACCCGUUGUAGAAGGUGGUGUAAGAAGUCAAACUGUUAAUGCAGCAGUCACAAGUUCACAUUUAUGGGCACAUGCACAAGUUUUGCACUUAAACAUUAACAUGAGAUUAAAAGCACCAUCCCUUGACCCAAAUUCUGCUGUCCAGUUAGCACAUUUCAGUGACUUUGUUUUGGCUGUUGGUGAUGGAACAUUCCCUGCAGUUCGUAGAGGUGAUGAAACCGAAGCAUCUUGGAUAGAACUUCGUUUGGAUCUUAUGAUCAUGGAAGGUGAUAAUAAGAUACGUGCAAUGAUAGAAGCUGUCUAUACUGACUUUCCUGAUAAAUUUAUGGAUCCAACAUAUCUUUGUGAUCGUGCGAUAUUAUGCCCUACACAUGACGUAUGUGAUGAGAUCAAUGAUGUUAUGCUAACUAUGGUUCCAGAGCAAGCUAGAGAAUACUUAAGUUAUGACUGCGUCUCAAAAAUUUCUGAAAAAUUUAGUGAUAUGGAAGCUAUUUACUCAAUUGAAUACUUGAACAUGCUUAGUGUCAACAAUUAUCCAGAGCAUCGUUUGGUUCUGAAAAAAGGUAUCCUGAUUAUGCUCCUGCGAAACCUGAAUCCAAGUGAUGGUCUUUGUAAUGGCACACGAAUGCUGAUCACAGACUUAGGAGAUCGGUUGAUUGAAGCAAGGAUUCUAACUGGUUCCAACGUAGGUGAAACUGUUUACAUCCCUAAGAUCAUGCUUUGCACCAAAAACAAAAAAUGGACAUUCAGUCUAGAACGCCGUCAAUUUCCAAUAAGAGUUUGUUAUGCAAUGACCAUCAAUAAAAGUCAGGGGCAAUCUCUUAAUGUGGUUGGACUUUAUCUUAGAAACACUGUGUUCUCACAUGGGCAGCUCUACGUAGCUCUGUCCUGUGUCACAUCAAGGGCAGGUCUGAAAAUUGUGAUAGAAGAUGAUAAGCAGAAUUACACAAGGUGGACAAAAAAUAUUGUCUACCGUGAAAUAUUUGGAUCACUGCAGUAAUUCAAAGAUGUACACUAGUACAGUAUGUAUAUGUCAAUACUGUAUAGAUAUUAUCGUUGCACAGAAAUGCUUGUCUAUUUUCUACACUCACCUACUAUGACGUUUACUCAAUUUUCUUGGGACCCGCACUUCUAUUAUAUUGGUGUGACGCCCCAAGACCGGCGCUUCAGAUGCCUUCCAGGGUCUCCGGGUUUCGUCGUUUGUUUUGUUUGGUUCGUUGCAUCAUGUGCAUUACAUCAUGUCAUCAUGCCAUCUUUUCUCAAAGCUAACUAAAACUCUCUUAAAUAAAUUGUGUGGAUCUUCGAUCCAUUUAAAUCGAGGGAGUUCACAAGGUGAAAUUCUCUUUAUAACAUAUAAAAAUCUCCUACUAUUUUAGGGAGCUAUAUUGAAAUAUUCCAUUAGUGUGGAACCACCCUCAAACACACUUGCAGUUUAAAUUAUAUGCCUUUCAUGAUUUACUUUCCAACCUUCUCCAAACCCUAUGCCCAAUUCUUUCCCUAACCGUUGCUCUUCUCUCUUUUUCUCCUUUUUUUUUUCUAUAAGAGAAGAGAAGUAAUGAGAGAGGGAGCCCAGCUACCAACCCAUUUGGCCAAGGCCUCUCGCAGCCCAUCAGCCAGCCCACCACCAAAGUGGCCCAAGGUCCACCUGCUAACCCUAGCCCGACAACAUCUCCCUCAUUUCCCUCUAGUGCGCCGCCACCUCCCACGACAACAGCGAGCCCCGCUCGAUCCCCUCGCGCACCCCAUCUCCCUCGAACCCCUCCUCCUCUUUCGUUCCUCCCAGCGCCGCUAGGAGAGCACCGCACGCACACGCAACCAUCGCUCGGUCUUCUCCUCUCGCUCGUCUCCUCUCCCCUUCCUUCGUUCCUCUCGCCCGUGAACCAUCUCCGCCUGAUCUCCACCUCUCCUCUUGCUUCUCCUCGAGCCAGGGGACGAGCCCCCGCGCCCGAUCCCCCCAGCGCCGCGGCGACGACCGAGCCGUCCCCGGCAAAGCCCCUUCUCCUCCACCUCUCUGCGCCUCCUCGCGCGCGCCGUGACCACCCCUCAGGGCCAACAUCACCGCCUCUGCUUCGUCGAGCAGCACCAUCCACCAGGCCGCCGCAUCACCAGGAGCUCUUCUUGCCCCAUGCGCCGCCGGCCGUCCAUGGUCGCAACCCCGUGUGCUCCGCCGCCCUGCGCCUCCGCCUCACCGGACCUGCUCCAUCCUCCGCUGCUGCCGCGAGCCCACCAUGGCGCUGCUGCUGGGCUUGCCUCCCGCUGGCCCCUGCUGAUGCCAUGGCCGCCUCGUCAGCAGCUUGCCUCAGCCUCUCGUGCUACCCCGCCCGGUCUAGCCUCGGCUCCGCUAGCCCCCUGCAUCGCUUCCUCACCAGGAGCUGAGCUCCAUCCAGUUCGGCGCCACUCCCUGUACAAGUUCAAUUGCAUCGGUUCGCCUAGGUUGUUCGUCCUCUACUCGCAGCUCCAUCCAUGGCAGCCUCUGUUCGUUGACCACCGAGACUGAGGCCCUUUUGUGUUGCUUCGCUUUGGAUGCGCCAAGAUCGUCUCCGACAAGUGUAUGACUACAUGGUGACUCGUGUGUACCACUACCGUCGCCCCGAAGACGUUGGAGUCAUCAAGUACCCCUCCGAACGAAUGUGAACGACUACCAUCGCAAGAACGGGACCGGCGGGUCCGAAGACCCCAAGUACCACGAUAACCCCGAAGGGAGACGAGUUCGUCAAGUUCAUCUUCGAAACGUGUACCACUACCGACGACUGAGACCCUGGAUUCGACAAAUUCCUCACGGUGACCCUGAACAUCUACUGGACAUGCACGACUUCGAACCGUGUACCACGUCGAACAUGUACGGCUACACGACGAACCGCCUAUACCCUGAACGACUACCGCCGCCGAAGUUCGCGAGUAUAACUACUUCCACAACGCGUCGUGUACGACUAUCGUCGCUUGGGUUUGACAAGACUCCGAGUACCACUACGUUUGCCAGGUACAACUACACCAAGUCCGGACCGACCAGUGCCUUGAGAACGUCUGUACCUCUUCCGUCGCCGAGGAUCGAAAGUACCACUACGUCCCAUCGAACUCGAACCGUCUCGUUUGCACGCUUCGAAGGUAUAACCACCGAGAUGACCGUCCGUGGGUGAAUGCUUGCGAUGUAUGAGUUGCACCCUAUGUUUGCACCGUGUUCGAGUUGUCACUUGCUUGGUCCUCAUUGCCAUGCCGUCCAUCCGUGGGAACCCGGAAUCCGGGAUCACCCCACCAUCUUUUGCAUGCAUCCGCACACUUCUCCUUUGCAUCGGUAUCUCAAUCGAGUUACCGGAACCGGAACGCUGCCGUGGCACCGUUUUCGUUAACGUUGCCGUGGCACCGUUUUCGUUAUCGUUGCCGUGGCACCCCUUUUCUUUCCACCACGGUGACAAAUGCUUCAUAAUGCUUUUGUCAAAAUUUUAUUAAAAAUUGCAUAACUUGCACAUGUCAUCCGCAUCAUGAUAACAACAUUUAAAAUGCUUAAAUUGUUGUUUGCAUUUAAAUGGCUAAAUGCAUAUGAGGAUUGUCCGGAAUUGUUGUUCGUUGUUUCCGGCCUCAUUUAAACUUGACUAGAUAGGUAGUUUUACUUUGCUUCACCCUCUUACCAUGUUUAACAACAUUUAAUAUUGUUGGGUACAUAAACGAGCUCCACUUAAUUUGUAGGUUUGUUUUGUGCAUUUUGCCCUGCCUCUUUUAACCAGACAUGCAUCAUACUUGAUUGUGCAUCAUGCCAUGUUUAUGUGGUGGUUGUUUAUUAUGUUGUUUGCUUCUUUCCGGUGUGCUUCUUCGGGUUGGUUCCGAUAACGUCGCGUUUGUGAGGAUUCGUUCGACUACGUCCGUUUAUCUUCUUCAUGGACUCGUUCUUCUUCCUUGCGGGAUUUCA